CAAGGACUAGUGCAUUGUUACAGUGAACGUCAACAUGGAGAACCUCAUGCAGGACGAUGAUGCGGAACAGCAAACACUGUGUGAGCGAACGUUCGAAAAGUUAAACCGAACGAAAAGCAAUGAAGUUACAUCGCAACAACGUGAAGCGUUUGUGAAGCUGUUGGCUAAUUUUGUGAGGCAACGCGACUCCGAUAAGAAACAUUCCGAGGACCAACUGUUCCAAAUGUUCAAGAACAAGGAAACGAACACGGUUAAUAUGGGAAAAUUCUUGGCGGAACUGCGAACGAUCGGCAUCAGAAGAACGGAUCCCCGUAUACAGGAGAUGAUGGAAAAUCUGAAGCGCGUGCACAAGCUCAACAACUACGAGCACGGGUCACCCCACACGCAGCAUUUGAACGAGGAAACGUUCAAGGCCGUUAUCGCACCGAACAUUGUGCUGAUUGCCCGUGCAUUCCGCCAUCAAUUCGUCAUACCGGACUUUCAGGGUUUCACCAAAGACAUCGAGGAGAUCUAUUGGAAAUGUAAAAGCAACGCGGACGGCAAGGUCGCCAACUACAUCCCGCAACUAUCGCGCGUGAAUCCAGACUACUGGGGCGUUAGUGUCUGUACGAUUGAUGGUCAGCGCUUCUCGAUCGGUGACACUUCCGUUCCUUUUACGCUGCAGAGCUGCAGCAAGCCUCUCACAUAUGCGAUUGCGCUUGAAAAACUGGGCGCCCAGGUAGUGCAUCAGUACAUCGGUCAGGAACCGAGCGGACGCAACUUCAACGAGCUUGUCUUAGACUACGAGAAAAAACCACACAAUCCAAUGAUUAACGCUGGGGCGAUUCUUACCUGUUCGCUGCUAAAGACACUGGUUCAGCCGGAGAUGACACUGGCGGAAAAGUUUGACUACGCCCAAACCUGGUUCAGCCGCAUGGCGGGCAAUGAGCCGCUCGGGUUCAACAAUGCGGUGUUUCUGUCGGAGCGUGAGGCGGCCGAUCGAAACUAUGCACUCGGGUUCUACAUGCGCGAACACAAAUGCUACCCGGAGAAGGCAAAUCUACGCGAAUGCAUGGACUUCUACUUCCAGAUCUGCUCGAUGGAGGCCACUUGCGAUACGUUAUCGGUUGUUGCGGCAACGCUCGCCAACGGUGGUAUCUGUCCACUGACGGAGGAGCGCGUUCUACUGUCCGAGAACGUACGAGACGUCCUGUCGCUGAUGCACUCCUGUGGCAUGUACGACUUUAGUGGUCAGUUUGCGUUUAAGGUGGGAUUGCCGGCAAAGUCAGGUGUAUCGGGCGGAGUUAUGCUGGUCAUCCCGAAUGUAAUGGGCGUAUUCAUGUGGUCACCUCCGCUCGAUCCACUCGGCAACAGUUGCCGGGGUGUACAGUUCUGCAAGGAACUGGUGGAUGUGUUUAACUUCCAUCUGUACGAUAACAUCAAGCACGGUUCGAACAAGAAAGACCCUCGACGUCAUCGGUACGAAACCAAGGGUCUUUCGGUGGUGAACCUACUCUUCUCCGCUGCAAUUGGCGAUGUAACUGCACUGCGGCGUCACAAACUUUCCGGCAUGGACAUCACACUCUCGGACUACGACGGCCGUACUGCGCUACAUCUGGCAAGUGCCGAAGGACACUUCGAGUGUGUUCGGUUCCUACUCGAACACUGUGGCGUACCGCAUGAUCCGAAAGAUCGUUGGGGCAAUCGACCGAUUGACGAGGCGGAAACGUUUGGCCAUGAAGAUGUGGUGACACUGCUGCGACAGUGGGAAGAAAAGGUACAGAAGGCCCAAACGUGUGACGCUAGCGAGACGGGCUACAACUCCGACCAGGACAGUGAUGCAUCCUCCAGUGGGAAAGGGAUGAAGUCACCGGAUGGGUCUAAAAUUUUACAUUAAGCUAUUUAAAGGCAACGAAACUUAAGACAAUAAU
Molecule: messenger RNA, 1910 nt
Organism: Anopheles maculipalpis
Lineage: Eukaryota; Metazoa; Arthropoda; Insecta; Diptera; Culicidae
Gene: GLS
Product: glutaminase kidney isoform, mitochondrial
Exons: 3
Coding region: 35-1876 (613 amino acids)
Biological process (GO): L-glutamine catabolic process
Molecular function (GO): protein binding; glutaminase activity
Source: RefSeq, a predicted model, not a curated record